Vidua chalybeata is the source of this 1418-nucleotide messenger RNA. RefSeq lists its product as uncharacterized. The record is from RefSeq and is a predicted model, not a curated record. Bases 447 to 1283 code for a protein of 278 amino acids. Gene Ontology annotation, molecular function: structural constituent of cytoskeleton. Gene Ontology annotation, cellular component: intermediate filament. The transcript is spliced from 3 exons. Lineage: Eukaryota; Metazoa; Chordata; Aves; Passeriformes; Viduidae.
UGGGGGACAGGGUCUGCAGCAGGACAUCUCUCGGUGCAGGAGGCAAAGCUGCAACACAGAGCAGGGAGCACCAACCUGCCUCAGGAUCGGUCUGUCUCUCUGUCCCUCAGCUCUCUCCAGGGACACAUUUGCUCUUCAAACACACUCUGUGCCUACAGCUCCCACCACCCUGCUGGUGCCCUCCCAGUGGCACGGCACGGGAAGGCCGCCCCACCUCAGCAAUAGCGCCCAGCACAGUGGCUUUAAGGCCCCUGUGCAAAGACUGGUCACAGCCCAUCUCCAGAACAGACAUGGCUGUGUUAGAGAUGUCCCGGGAUGCACUGGGACAUUUUGUUACACCACGGCCGGUGCAAAUUCUGCCGGGCACAUCCCCCUGAGGCUGAGCCCCAUGGAUCCCCUUCUGCUGGAACAAAGUCCCCUCUUCCCAGCCGUCCCCAGCCACCAGCAUGGAAAGGCUGACGGCCCUCCAACAGCUCUGUGUCAGGGCCAAGCUGAGGCAGCCCAAGGAUCAAGCCGGGCAGCCUCCAUGGCAGCAGUUCAGCCCACAGGGAGGGAUGGAGCGGACUCAGGCUUACCUGGUUCCUGGAGGAAAGGGAGGCCAGAGACGAGGAUGCAGAGCCGGGAGCAGCGCAGCCUUUUAUGCCGGGUCCCAGAGCCCUGUGGGGCCACAAACAUUCCUUGUCUGUGAAACAUCCAAACUCCUGGGAGUGGCCACUUGCGAGGCCUCGCUCCUGAUGAGGUCCCUGCCUCUUUCAUCUCUCGCAUUUUUCACCAGUUUCACACCAACCUACGUGGAAAUUAUUCCUGUGUUUCCAGGCUUACUAAGGGCACUUCAUUUCAAGGUCCCAAGCCAGUGUAUGAGGGCUCUGGGACCCGGCAUAAAAGGCUGCGCUGCUCCCGGCUCUGCAUCCUCGUCUCUGGCCUCCCUUUCCUCCAGGAACCAGCUUUGCCUCCUGCACCGAGAGAUGUCCUGCUGCAGACCCUGUCCCCCACGGCCCUGCGGCCCCUGUGGCCCAACCCCCCUUGCAAGCAGCUGCAGUGAGCCCUGCCUCGCCCGCUGCGCCGACUCCAUGUUCUACAUCGAGCCUUCGCCGGUGGUGGUGACCUUGCCGGGCCCCAUCCUCACCUCUUUCCCUCAGAGCACAGCCGUGGGAUCCUCUCUGUCAGCUGCUGUGGGCAGCUCCCUCAGCACCUCGGGAGUUCCCAUCUCUUCUGGGGGCUCCCUUGGCCUGGGGGGCUCAGGCCUGUGUCUGCCUUUCCCCCGCUGCGGUCAGAUCUGCUGAGGCCGGCGCAUCGUCCCCGCUGGCCCUGGCAAAUGGGCCCUUCUCUUUCCCUCCCUGGCCCCCCACACGUGUUCCUUGGUCUCUGUUCUGUGCCGCUGCUUUUGCUCCUUCUCAUUAAAGCCUUUGUGCAGCAUU